This is a messenger RNA of Rhinichthys klamathensis goyatoka, 1683 nucleotides long. It is a transcript of the gene kcng4b, whose product is annotated as potassium voltage-gated channel, subfamily G, member 4b. Bases 6 to 1523 code for a protein of 505 amino acids. The transcript is spliced from 2 exons. The record is from RefSeq and is a predicted model, not a curated record. Gene Ontology annotation, cellular component: membrane; voltage-gated potassium channel complex. Gene Ontology annotation, molecular function: delayed rectifier potassium channel activity. Lineage: Eukaryota; Metazoa; Chordata; Actinopteri; Cypriniformes; Leuciscidae. Gene Ontology annotation, biological process: potassium ion transmembrane transport; protein homooligomerization.
CCACCAUGCCAAUCAUCAGCGAUGCCAACCAUGACUUCAGCAAUCUCUCCGUCAGCACAGACGACAGCAGCCUCGACCUGUUCUCCACAGAAAUCCCAGAGACGGAAACCAUCAAAGGUGUGUAUUUCCAACGCGCCCAGCGACUCCACAGCGUCUCCAGAGACGUGGACCACAGCAAACUAGCGCUCAUCAACGUGGGAGGGGAUCGCUACACGUUUCCCUGGAGCACGCUGGACGAGUUCCCGCUGUCUCGGCUGGGACAGCUCCGUCAGUGCAGGAGCCCAGAUGAAAUCGCCCAGCUCUGCGACGACUACGACGAGACCCGGCGAGAGCUGUUCUUCGACCGCAGCUCGGUGGCCUUCAGGAUCAUCUUUAACUUCCUCGCCGCAGGGAAACUGAGGCUUCUUCGACAGGUGUGCGCCGUGUCACUCUCUGAUGAACUCAGCUAUUGGGGCAUCGACCCGGCUCACAUGGAGCGCUGCUGCCGACGCAAGAUGCUGUCCUGUGUGGAAGAAGUGGGAGAGAAGAAGAAGAAGGAGGACGAGAGGAGGCAGAGGAGACUCGCUCUUCAGAGGCCGUUAGCUCGAGGGACGGGCUAUGUCGGGCUCAUGAACCGGUUGCAGGAGAUCGUGGAAAACCCUCAUUCCGGCUGGCCUGGGAAGAUCUUUGCAUGCUUCUCAGUCGUCAUGAUCGCCGUGACCGUCAUCAGCUUGUGUAUCAGCACCAUUCCUGAUCCCGAGGACAGGGGCGAAUGCUCAGAAAAGUGUCGCAACAUAUUCAUCGUGGAAACGGUGUGUGUGGCCUGGUUCUCCAUGGAGUUUCUGUUGCGUUUGCUUCAGGCUCAGCGCAAACUGCAGUUUGUCCGAAACCCACUGAAUAUCAUAGAUGUCAUAGCCAUCCUACCGUACUACAUCUCUCUGGUUGUGGAUAGCGAAGACGAAUCUGAAGAAGCCGAGCUUCAUGGUGCAAGUCGUGGAUAUUUAGAUAAGCUGGGUUUGAUUCUGCGGGUCAUGCGAGCCCUGCGGAUCCUGUAUGUGAUGCGACUGGCUCGACACUCGCUGGGUCUUCAGACGCUGGGAGUUACAAUGCAGCGAAGCAUUCGAGAGUUUGGACUCUUGCUUCUCUUCCUCUGCGUAGCUGUGGCUUUAUUCUCACCUCUCGUUCACUUGGCAGAGAAGGAGUUCGCUAAGGGAAAAGCCACUGGCCCUCACAGCUUUAGCAGCAUUCCUUCUUCCUAUUGGUGGGCUAUUAUAUCAAUGACGACAGUCGGCUACGGUGACAUGGUCCCGCACAGUAUCCCUGGCCAGGUCGUGGCCUUUAGUAGCAUACUGAGUGGUAUUCUCAUAAUGGCUUUUCCAGCUACAUCCAUCUUCCACGUGUUUUCUCGUUCAUAUCACGAGCUGAAGCGUGAACGUGAAAUGAUUUAUAAAGAAGAGCGAGUGGCCAUCUUGGAUGCCAGUGCUAAAGAAGACGCCCAGAGAUUGCUGGAAAGACGCUCUUUAACUUCGGACAAUGAGCAAUGACACAACUGGUGGUCAGCCAACCCCGACUGCUACUGCAAUGAUAUCUGAUCCAUUGGUGCAUAUCUCCGUAAAUAUGUGUAUUUUCUUCAUGUGAUUCUAACUCCCGGGUUCACAGACGAGGCUUAAAGGGAUAGUUCACCCCAAAAUGAAAACUCUAUCA